CUCCGCCUCAGAGGAAUGUGAAAUGCACCCGAACUGGAUCCUGUACAAGGAAGAAUUCCACCUGUUCCGGGACGCUCUACUGUGAGAUCAGAAAAGGGGUUACCGUCAGCCUUUAUUUGACGGUACCACAGACAGCUUCGUUCAUUCGUCACAUUCAAUUGGGCCGUAAUGGACAAGUGCUGUCUGUCUGCUGAAGAGAGUGAACGACUUCAAAUUCACCGAGAAAUUGAGCGACAACUUCGGAGGGAUAAGGAGAACUCCUACAAAGAGCUAAAGCUGCUACUUUUAGGCACAGGAGAAAGUGGAAAAAGCACCUUCAUUAAACAGAUGAGGAUCAUCCAUGGUAAAGGAUACAAUGAAGAUGAUAGGAAAGUCUUUAAACGGGUUGUGUAUCAGAAUGUUAUGGCAGCAAUCCAGGCACUCAUCAAUGCCAUGAGGACCUUGAAAAUUAACUAUAUCGAUGACAACAACAUUGCAUAUUCACAGAGACUGUCCCAAGUGGAGAUGAACACAGUGUCCACGUUAGAGCCCUGGCAGGCGGAGGCCAUUAGAAAAGUGUGGAAUGAUCAUGGGGUUCAAAUGUGCUAUGACCGCAGAAGAGAAUACCAGAUAAAUGACAACGCUAAAUAUUACCUGAGUGAUUUGGAUAGGAUCGCGGCUCCUUCAUACAUCCCAUCUGUCCAAGAUAUCCUGAGAGUUCGAGUGUCCACAACAGGAAUCAUAGAGUAUCCCUUUGACUUCUUAAAAGUUACCUUUAGGAUGGUUGAUGUGGGUGGUCAGCGAUCAGAAAGAAGGAAAUGGAUUCACUGUUUUGAGAAUGUCACUUCAGUUAUAUUCCUGACUGCAUUAAGUGAAUAUGACCAAAAUCUCUAUGAAAGUGAAAAUGAUAAUCGACUAAGAGAAAGUCUUGCCUUAUUCAAUACUAUUCUUUCAUAUCCUUGGUUUCAAGAGUCCUCCACCAUCUUAUUUCUAAAUAAAAUCGAUUUACUAGAAGAGAAGAUUGCCCAGUCCCAUUUGAAGGCAUACUUCCCAGAAUACACCGGGCCAAAUUGUAAUGCUGAAGCAGCAAAAACAUUCAUACGACAAAUGUUUGUGGAUAGCCAUGGCAAACGGGAUAAACCUUUUUACACACAUUACACCUGUGCGACCGACACUGGAAACAUUGACAAGGUGUUUAAAAAUGUGAAACACACUUUGUUCAAAGAUGUCUUGGGGGUCUUCAUCCCACUUUAAGGAUUUGCUAUUUGCUUUAAGAUCUGACUAAUUAUUGUUGAAAGAGUUGUGAAUACUCCUCAUGUCUGCAGCUCUGCUUGGUGCUGCCUCAUGGCCACUUGCCAUUACCGUCAAACAGGUUCUGCUAUAUGAUUGUUUUUUUUUUAAUUCUGGUGAAGAUUAAUUAAUUGUAUGCAUACAUAUUUCUAUACAUAUUUCAUGUUGAUUAUGAUAUGAUACGAUAUUUGUAUUGGCUAUAUUUUGGAUGAAUGGCCUUGACUGGUUUAAAAAAACUGUAAAAUUGAAACCUAUGCUGCACAUGCAAGUUAAAUGUGGUAUUCAUGCCUUAUUAAUAUUAUAUUUGUUGUUAUUGUGUUAGAUACAUCAAGUCAUAGAUUAUUAAUGUUAUUUAAGCUAUAGGCUAUACCUUUACUGUUAAUGCUCAGUGAGUGGGAACAUGGGCAAACUAUAGGCUAUAAAUGUCAAAUAAAGAAAGGGCUUUGGUUAUUAACUGAUUUUGCUGUUUUAUUUGGGCUUUAAUAAUUUUUCAUAUGGCCUAGCUACUGGCCUAUGUCCCAAUUAAAUAUGUGAAACUUAUUUAUUGACUUAAUGAAAACAUUACUGUAUGAGCUAUUUGCUUAUUUUGUUCAUUCAAAAACUUGCUUUCUGUUUAUGUCAGUUAGUUUACUAAUUUAGUUAAUUUGCAGAAUAUAUUUUUGCUAUGUUAAUAUCUUUUCUAAUUUGUUUAGUCUAAUUUGUUAUAAUAUACCUUAGCACCUUUUCUGUUUUUGGUAUAAUCCAUAUGGCACCUAGGGGAUAAAAAAGGUUGGUAGAGCAGGACCAGAAUGCACCUGGGUGGGCCUAUGGUUUUUAUCAGCUAACAGGAGAGGCAGCAAGUAGGCCUGAAUAUGUAUGCUUGUUGUUUGCCUGUUAAACUUGGAAUAAAUCUUGAUA
Boleophthalmus pectinirostris (great blue-spotted mudskipper) is the source of this 2166-nucleotide messenger RNA. RefSeq names its product guanine nucleotide-binding protein subunit alpha-11-like. The record is from RefSeq and is a predicted model, not a curated record. Gene Ontology annotation, biological process: phospholipase C-activating dopamine receptor signaling pathway; action potential; adenylate cyclase-modulating G protein-coupled receptor signaling pathway. NCBI's taxonomy places the organism in Eukaryota, Metazoa, Chordata, Actinopteri, Gobiiformes, Gobiidae. Gene Ontology annotation, cellular component: heterotrimeric G-protein complex. The transcript has 7 exons. Gene Ontology annotation, molecular function: GTPase activator activity; G-protein beta/gamma-subunit complex binding; G protein-coupled receptor binding. The coding region runs from base 169 to 1233 and encodes 354 amino acids.